UUUAGUUUUGUCAGCGGCCAGCCAUCACACAGCCGUCCUCGGAACAUCCAGCAGCUCUGGGGCCCUUAUUCACCUUUCUUCUCAGAGCCAGAACCAUCUGAAAUCAGCGCUGCAAUACCUCCCGGUUGCGAAAUUACUUUUGCCCAGGUCCUGUCGCGGCACGGCGCUCGGGAUCCUAUUAGAGUCAUGGCGGAGAAAUUUGCGGAACUCGUUCACCGCAUACACACAAGCGUCACUAGAUACGGCAGAGGCUACGAGUUUAUCAAGACCUAUAAGUACACCUUAGGCACUGAACAACUCACACCUCUUGGUGAGAGGGAGCUUAUCGAAUCGGGUAAAGCGUUCCAUAAACGCUACCAAGCGCUUGCUGCUAUGAACAAACCCUUCAUUCGAGCUGCUGGCCAGGAGCGUGUAAUUGAGUCUGGCCAUAAUUGGAUACAAGGUUUCUAUGGCUCUAUUACCGACGGCCAUAAGAGGGACAUGCUUAUUAUCCCUGAAGCCCACGGUGUUAAUAACACGCUAAAGCACGGCCUCUGCACUGCCUUUGAGCAUGACAUACACUCUAACUUAGGCAAAGCGGCGCGGGUUAAAUGGCGUAAUAUCUUUACACGUCCAAUUAUAGACCGCCUAAACCAUAACCUACCUGGCGCACGUCUAACAGCUGCAGACGUCCUUACCUUUAUGGAGCUAUGCCCCUUUAAUACAGUUGUGAACGGAAAAAUGUCACAGUUCUGUAACCUCUUUACGCUAGAGGAGUUUCUGGACUUUGAAUACUACCAGACACUGGAUAAAUAUUACCGCUUUCACGAAGGGAACCCGCUUGGGCCGACGCAGGGUGUAGGUUUCACUAAUGAGCUUAUUGCGCGUCUAACGCAGAAGCCUGUGGUGGACCACACAUCAACCAACUCAACGCUUACCUCAAACCCAGCGACAUUUCCACUUAAUAGGAAGCUAUACGCUGACUUUACCCACGAUAAUGAUAUGUACAGUAUCUAUGGCGCACUAGGCCUAUACAGCAAGACACCAAAGCUAUCUACAACACAGCGGAUGUCUGUGUCAGAGACCAGGGGGUUUUCGAGCAGACUGGUGCCUUUCGCGGCGCGCAUGUACGUAGAGAAGAUGAGGUGUAACUCUCUGGAGGAGGAAAUGGUACGUGUGCUUGUUAACGACCGGGUGGUACCGCUGCUUGGGUGCCACGCCGACAAUCUUGGACGGUGCCGGCUGAGUCCGUUUGUGGAGAGCUUGGGGUUCGCGAGGCGCGGAGGGCUUUGGGACAGGUGUUUCUAG
Messenger RNA from Colletotrichum navitas, 1287 nucleotides. RefSeq names its product histidine acid phosphatase. Gene Ontology annotation, molecular function: acid phosphatase activity. Lineage: Eukaryota; Fungi; Ascomycota; Sordariomycetes; Glomerellales; Glomerellaceae. The transcript has a single exon. The record is from RefSeq and is a predicted model, not a curated record. The annotation marks the transcript as partial.